This is a messenger RNA of Cryptomeria japonica (Japanese cedar), 1551 nucleotides long. Its product is annotated as probable inorganic phosphate transporter 1-8. Gene Ontology annotation, cellular component: membrane. Gene Ontology annotation, molecular function: phosphate transmembrane transporter activity. NCBI's taxonomy places the organism in Eukaryota, Viridiplantae, Streptophyta, Pinopsida, Cupressales, Cupressaceae. The transcript has a single exon. The record is from RefSeq and is a predicted model, not a curated record. Gene Ontology annotation, biological process: transmembrane transport; phosphate ion transport. The coding region runs from base 1 to 1551 and encodes 516 amino acids.
AUGGCGAAGAAGCAGCUGGACGUGCUGACAGCUCUGGACGUGGCAAAAACACAAUGGUACCAUUUCACAGCCAUCAUAAUUGCCGGAAUGGGCUUCUUCACUGAUGCCUACGACCUCUUCUGUAUCACCACUGUCACUAAACUACUGGGACGAAUCUAUUACCCAGAUCACAACUACAAGAUGCCCGGCACCUUGCCCCCCAAUAUAGUGUCUGCAAUCACGGGGGUGGCCUUCUGCGGAACUUUCGCUGGGCAGCUUUUCUUCGGGUACAUGGGUGACAAGCUAGGACGGAAGAAGGUGUACGGCGUGACGCUGCUGCUCAUGAUAGUUUGCUCCAUCGCCUCUGGUCUCUCCUUCGGCAAAUCCAGUAAAGGCGUGAUUACCACGCUCUGUUUCUUCAGAUUCUGGCUGGGCUUUGGCAUUGGCGGAGAUUAUCCCUUAUCUGCCACCAUAAUGUCUGAGUACGCCAACAAGAAGACCAGAGGAUCCUUCCUCGCAGCAGUCUUUGCCAUGCAAGGCUUCGGCAUCUUCGCUGGCGGUCUAGUAUCCCUCAUCGUCUCCUCUGCAUUUCAAAAGUUCGGCGAUGACAGGGCGAACUAUAAACCAUCUCAGCAAGCAGACUAUGUAUGGAGAAUUGUCGUCAUGGUCGGUGCCAUUCCGGCGGCGCUUACGUUCUACUGGCGAAUAAAGAUGCCGGAAACGGCUCGCUAUACGGCCCUGGUCGCCAAGAACGCAAACAAAGCGGCGGCGGACAUGUCUCGAGUUCUGAAUGUCCAACUCGAGGAAAGUUCGAUGAAAACGGAAUCUAACGAGCCGGAAUAUGGAUUGUUUUCGGCUGAGUUCUUCAGACGCCACGGCCUACACCUGCUGGGCACCACCACCACCUGGUUCCUGCUGGACAUCGCGUUCUACAGCCAAAACCUGUUUCAAAAGGACAUGUUCACGGCCGUCCACUGGCUCCCUAAGCCCGAGAAGAUGGGAGCCGUAGAGGAAGUGAUGAAGAUCGCAAGGGCACAGUUGCUAAUUGCGAUUGUAUCGAUAAUUCCGGGCUACUGGUGCACAGUAUUCCUGAUCGACCACAUAGGGCGCUUUACCAUUCAGCUCAUAGGCUUCUUCUUCAUGUCCUUCUUCAUGUUCUUGCUCGCUGGCCCCUACCACCAUUGGAAAAAGCACGGGACUGGCUUCAUUGUCAUCUAUGCGCUCACCUUUUUCUUUGCAAACUUUGGGCCCAACAGCACCACAUUCAUUGUCCCGGCUGAGCUUUUCCCGGCCAGAUUUCGUUCAACCUGUCAUGGCAUCUCGGCUGCAAUGGGAAAGGCAGGGGCCAUCGUUGGCUCUUUUGGGGCUGGUUAUCUUGCUGAUACUAAAUAUGGUAAGGGGCAACUCAAGGUUGCUUUGUAUCUGCUCGCUUGUACGAAUGCUCUAGGUUUCGCUUUCACGUUUCUGGUGCCUGAAACGAAUGGCAAAUCCCUCGAAGAACUCUCUGGAGAAACCGAUGAAGUUGAAGAGAAGGACAAGGAGCUUAAGGCCAUGCCCACCAUCAGCGUGUAG